AUGUGGAGUGGAAAGAGGCUCGCUUGCAGUCUGCUCGCUUUACUGGGUCGUGCCCAUGCUCGUGAAGCUUUCCCGGGGCGAAUCCUGGAUCGCGCGACGGAGAUUUUGCCAAAGUAUGACUAUGUUGUAGCUGGAGGAGGCCUGGCUGGGCUUGUUGUAGCAAGUCGACUGGCGGAGGAUCCAGGGAUGACGGUCCUCGUUAUCGAAGCUGGCGGCUUCGCGGAGAAUGAAGAUUGGAUCACCAUUCCCCUCGUGUCGUCGGGGAAUGUACCUUCGGUUGGAAAUGGGCCCAGAGGAUCGAAAUAUGACUGGAACAUGACCGGUGUUCCUCAGCCAGAGCUAGGCAAUCGCUCGAUCAAAGCCCCAGCCGGUAAAGUCAUAGGCGGUGGAACGAUUUUGAACGGGAUGGUGUUCAAUCGUGGAUCGAAGUCAGAGUAUGACCGUUGGGAGUUGCUGGGGAAUCCCGGAUGGAAUUUUGAGAACUUGCUGUCUUAUUUCAAGAAGUCGGAGAAGUCAACUCCGCCUAGUUUGAAGCUGGACUUGGAAGGCUGGGCCGUUGGGUACAAUCCUGCGUAUCAUGGUAGACACGGACAGGUGCAGUCAAGUUUUGCUCCCUUUGUUUGGCCCUCAACAAAGAACUUCAUAAACGCAAUGAGAGAAUUGGCUGUAACAGUUAUCUACGAUGCAAUGGGAGGAGAUGCAGCCGGCGCUUAUUGGUUCACUCAGUCGGUAGAUCCAGAAACCGAAACGCGCUCAACUGCUCAGGAAUUCGUUACCCCGAGCAGACCUAACCUACAUCUCUUGAUUCGCAAUAGAGUCACAAGAGUUAUACUAGAUUCCGGCAGGGCCAAGGGCGUAGAGUUCUCGACUGGCAAAGAUGCUGUAAAGAACACCGUCCAAGCCUCGCGGGAAGUGAUCCUGUCGGCUGGGGCACUCCACACCCCCCAAAUCCUCUUGCUCUCCGGGAUCGGCGAAGCAGCACAUCUUUCGAAAAUAGGAAUUCAAGUUGCGGUUGACCUUCCGGGUGUUGGGUCGAACUACCAAGACCAUUUACUCCUGUUCACGGGCCAAACCGGCAGGUCACCCUUGACGCUUGACGGCAUAUUACUGACUUUGCUCGGGACAGUGGAUAUCGCACCCAGCAUUGGAAACUUCAGCAACCUUACCUGGGCUUCGGAGCAGCGUGCCAUAUACGAUUCCACCAGAGGCGGUCCAUUUGCCACCAUCGGCGCUAACUUCCUCGCCUUCCUCCCCGUAGAAUCAUUCUCGAAUGUGACAUCUAUGUCUCUAGCUGCCGCAGCUCAACCUUCAACACAUCACUUGUCAUCAGAAACGCCACCUGAAGUUCGAGCAGGAUACGAAGCACAAUAUGCCCUUCUUAGCAAAGGCCUCUCCUCGUCCUCGGUAGCAUAUAUGGAGUUCAUCUUCGAUGACAUCGCAAUACUCCCAGCUCUCCAACAACCCUUCAGCCGCGGCACCGUCUCAAUCAACAGUACUUCUCCCUUCGACGACCCCGUGAUCGAUGCUCGGUACCUGAGCAACCCUCUUGAUCUUGCCCUCAUGGUAGAAGCCGUCAAAUACGCGCGCACGAUCAGAGAUACCGAUGCCAUGCAAGCCAUAAAUGCGGUCGAAACCUAUCCCGGAGCCCAAGUAACGACAAGUGAGCAGAUCGAGGCGUUUGUCAGAGCGGGUAUUGAUACCGAACAUCACCAUGCCGGGUCCGCUUCCAUGCUUCCGAGAGAGCUCGGUGGGGUAGUUGAUCCCGAGUUGAGGGUCUAUGGUGUGCAGGGCUUACGGGUUGUCGAUGCAAGCAUAAUACCGAUGCUCCCAGCCGCCCACUUGCAGGCCACCGUGUACGGAGUUGCUGAGAAAGCGGCAUAUUUAAUUCGGAAACGUCAUUAA
Drepanopeziza brunnea f. sp. 'multigermtubi' MB_m1 is the source of this 1902-nucleotide messenger RNA. Lineage: Eukaryota; Fungi; Ascomycota; Leotiomycetes; Helotiales; Drepanopezizaceae. The record is from RefSeq and is a predicted model, not a curated record.